CUGUGUUAUAAAAUCCCCAAAUCUGCCCUCAUGCGUUUCUCUUUUUGAAUUCAACCAACAUUUUCAUGCUUUAGUUCUCCCAUCCUUCUAUCUCCCAACCAUUAGCGAUGCCGCCGGAACACCGUAUCCUCGCCCUAGUCUACCAGGACUUCGAAGCCUUGGACCUCUUCGGGCCAUUAGGCGCCAUCGUCCCCCGUAGCGACUACUACACACUACAGCUAGUCAAUGUGCACAACCUGCCGGCCCCACAGGGUCUCGAAACCUCUAUCAAAAAUAGCAUCGCAGUGAUUCCCAACCUCUUGAUCGCGGAUGCCCUGAAAGAUACCGAACACUUCGACACUCUGUUCAUCCCGGGAGGCCUUAGCAUGAUACAUCUACUAGAUGAUCCAAUGCUUCUCAAGAAGAUCGGCCACUUGGUGGAUCGGGCACCGAAUGUCUUCACUGUGUGCACAGGAUCAUUGAUUCUUGCUGCAACGGGCCGGUUGAAUGGACGCGAGGCAACUUGUAACAAGCGCAUCUUUGAUGAAAUGACUCCGAAGUAUCCCGGUGUCAAGUGGAAGAAACAAGCUCGUUGGGUGGAGGAUGGCAAGUUCCUCACAUCGUCUGGUAUCACCGCUGGUAUUGAUGCUGGCUUCGCUUUUCUGGCCAAGACAUAUCUUGCUCCAGAAUGUCGCAAUUCUGUCAAGCAAGUAUCCCGUCCAGAUGGGGAGGAGGCUAUUUUGUUGAGAUUUGACAAGGAGAAAGCUCUGGAACAUGCUCGGUCUGUUGCUUGGAGUUUGGAGUACCAAUGGAACGAGGAUCCCACCAAUGAUCCCUUCUGUGGAGAAACCGUUUCAUGAACGGUUGUGCAUGAUGAGUCCUGAUAUCCUUGAACCAAGAGAUCACGUAAAAUAUAAC
This is a messenger RNA of Penicillium subrubescens, 897 nucleotides long. RefSeq lists its product as uncharacterized. Bases 108 to 839 code for a protein of 243 amino acids. The transcript is spliced from 2 exons. The record is from RefSeq and is a predicted model, not a curated record. Lineage: Eukaryota; Fungi; Ascomycota; Eurotiomycetes; Eurotiales; Aspergillaceae.